UCGUUAUGGAUUAAUGCCUCUAUGAUGUCAACGAAUGCUAACGAAGACUGGGAGAGAAUAAAAGAUCUGUUGGAUGAAGCAUCUGAUCUUGAAAAGGAAUUGAAAAAGCAAGACUACCAAAGACGUCAACUCAAGAAUGUCAGUGAGAUUGAGCAAGAGACUGAGUUUAUACGUAACUGCCUAAAGGAUGUCUACGAAGACAUAAUACUAUCCGAUUUACAAAAUGCCAUUGAACAUGGAAUCGAAGAGCGAUUAUGGCGACACGUGUUCUAUAGCUACAUCGAAGAAUUGCGCAUUCGAUUGAGAAAGAAUAAGCAGCCACAAAGCCACGAAUACCAAAUGGCUUAUUUGGAACUGAAUAGAUACUUAGACAUGGGAACGGGUUUUUAUCAUACGCUGGUCAAUACUAUUAAGAUAAACGAGGGAAUAAGUCUCGACACUAUUGGAAUUGACCUUUUACUCUCCACAUUCGCCUCUUCUACGUCCCCAACCUCGUCCAGUCCGUCUCACAAACGUUUAUCCCCUAAAACUCGUACCGGAUAUUCCUCACGCAAGCAACUUGCCGCGGAAUGUAUACAACGGUGUUUGAUCUAUUUAGGAGAUCUCGCGAGAUAUAGAGAGUGUAUAGCUGAUGUAGAGGGAAACAAGAAAUGGGAAUUUGCAAAGAGGUUUUAUUUAACGGCUGCUAGGGUGUUUCUCACUAAUGGAAAGGCUCAAGGUCAACUUGCUGUUCUGGCUGCGUAUUCCGAAAACAAUCUCGAUAUUGUCUAUUGGGAUACUUUUAGUCUUGCAACGAAACAACCAUCUUUAAUCGCCGAAGACAAUCUAAAGAACUUCUACACACAGUUUGCGAUACGCUCGCCCGAGAUGGUGUUGAGUGAUUCCGAGACAACGGAGGGUAAUAACAUUAAGCUUAUAUGGCAAUUUUUAUCAGUUCACCUAUGCCUGUUUAAUCAAGAUGCUUCAAGUCUUUCCAAGUGCUUAAAUGAGCUCCUAGAGACGAUAGAAACAUCUAUCCUUUCCCCCUCAACGGUCACGAAAUUAGUAUUUAUCAUUAUUUAUACAAUCUGGGAUUUUCGUCGUCAGAGUCUGCGCAGUAACAGUGCAAAACGGUCAAGUAGAGAGAGCAAGUACCUCACCAGUCCGACAAAUAGAGAGGGUAGAUAUGUCACUAAACCGACAAGUAAAGAAGGUAACAGCGCUAGCAGUACUAGCGCUAAUGCUAGUAAUACGGAUGGACAUAUAAGAACAUUACAGCAAGCUGCUUUCGCUGUUGGAUUCGCAUUAUGUUUGCGAGCAGUUGAAAAUCUAGAUACAAAAGGCUUAAGAGGCAGCAUUAUAUGGUAUGAUUAUAUUCAAAGUAUAAUGGAGGGAUUAGUGCAGUCGUACGCGCAUGUGAAAGCAGAAAGAGAAAAAGGGUCCACUGAAGAUGACGUCGCGCAGAUGUUUAUUACGACGGUUACCAGUUUUCUUAAGUCUCUGGCAACAUUCCUGGCUCGCCCUUUACUUUCUUCAACUUCUCAAUCUCCCCUACCACCCCUGUCUUCACGCGACUCGAAAACAUUACUCACAAAGCGUCCGAUUACCGAAGAUAUUGAAUUUCUUGGAACCGUUCCAUUACGAUCUGUUCAUGAAGGGCUGGAUUGGAGUGUGUAUCUGGGAACAUAUAAUGGAGAAGAAUCUAAAAGCGAAGAAGAGGAUGAAGUGAGAAUCGCAAGAGUGCUCGGGUUCGCCAGACGAGUCGCUGAGAUUAAGACAUUCGAAAUCUUUACUUACAAUGAGCAAACGGGAAUGUUUAUUUUCCUAGACGAAGAGACAAAGAAAAGAGAACGCCAGCGCUUAAUGAAAAUUAUGGCCGAACAAAGACUCAGAGAACAAGUCACAUCGCUUGAAGCUGGUCUCACAAAACUCGGGAUUCAACCGGCAUCACCUCAUAACGGUGUCGUGACAUAUACAAAGAAGACGUGUCUUGUCGAUGUUGGAGUAUUGAUUGGUCGUUUAACGACAGUGAAGAAGUGGAUAGCAAAUGACCGUAUCGAAGUUAUUGUUCCACUAGAUGCCAUUGAUGUAUUAGAUGUACUAAAAAAAGGGAGUGACGCGAAAAACGUUCACGCUCGCGAUGCAAUUCGAUAUCUUGAUACCCAGCUUCAGAAACGCCAAUUAUCGUCAUUAGAUCACGAACAUUUCAUAAGAGCACAGAACGUAAAUGAAAAACUGACCAGUUGGGAUGAAGCUGACGAAUAUCUUGUUGAUCGACGGUGGUACGAUGAAGAAGCAGAA
Molecule: messenger RNA, 2280 nt
Organism: Paraglomus occultum
Lineage: Eukaryota; Fungi; Glomeromycota; Glomeromycetes; Paraglomerales; Paraglomeraceae
Source: the annotation of a GenBank genome assembly